Molecule: messenger RNA, 546 nt
Organism: Lotus japonicus
Lineage: Eukaryota; Viridiplantae; Streptophyta; Magnoliopsida; Fabales; Fabaceae
Product: pectinesterase inhibitor-like
Exons: 1
Coding region: 1-546 (181 amino acids)
Biological process (GO): negative regulation of catalytic activity
Molecular function (GO): pectinesterase inhibitor activity
Source: RefSeq, a predicted model, not a curated record
AUGAUCAACUAUAAUCCUUUAUGCCUCUUUUGCUGCUUUGUUCUGCCCAUCUUGCUCUUUGUUUAUCCCACAACUGCUUCUCCUAGAAACAAUGUAACACCAUUGGUGGAUCAAGUGUGUGCCAAAACCUCAAACUACUCAUUAUGCGUUGAGACUCUUUAUUCUGACCCACACACUCCAGAGGCAGAUAUCUUUGGUCUGACCACUAUUGCAUUUAGAUUGGCACACACCAAUGCCACAGACACCAGAGACUACUUACAUGCCCUGCUCGUAAAGUAUCCAACUUGGGAUCUUCAAAAGUGUGCUAGGGAUUAUGAAAAGGCUGUGUUUGAAUUUGAACGAGCUUUCAAGGACUUGAAGUCUCGAUCUUACUCUUUCUUGCCUGGUUAUGUUCGUGUUGCUUCUCAUGGUGCUGAUGAUUGUCAGCAUGCUAGCAAAGCAAUACCUGGUCAUGAUGUUCUCCUUGCUGACGUGAACAAUGCCUUGAAGGGUCUUUGUGAAAUUUGUCUAGUUAUUUCUAUUAGGCUCACUACCACAGGCUCCUAA